This is a messenger RNA of Danaus chrysippus (African queen), 2523 nucleotides long. Lineage: Eukaryota; Metazoa; Arthropoda; Insecta; Lepidoptera; Nymphalidae. The record is from the annotation of a GenBank genome assembly.
AUGGAUGACAGUGGUGAAUUGUAUGUACCUUGCGAAGAUGAAACAUUAGAUAGCUCAGAGUCUAGUGCAACAGACAGUGAAGACUCCAUAAUACUCAACAAUGUCAACACAAUAAGUGGUCCUCGGCGUAGACAGCAGCCAGACAGAUUUGGAUUUGCAAGUGGUUGCAUAGAAGAUGACCAAAUGUUCACAGGCGAGAUAUCGUUGCAAGAAGCCUUGGAAGGACCUGAGAAAGCACAGUGGCUAGCGGCAGUGCAGGAUGAGCUACAGUCGUUCGAGAAAAAUAGUGCGUGGGAACUCGUUGAUGUUCCAAAAGAUGUCCAUAUUGUAUUGGCACAACGAACGGUCAGUAAGGUCGUUAAGGACGUGUCGCAUGCCAUUGUGCACAGACUCCUCAAUGUUUACAUUAAAUUCCCUAGCACAGCUCAGGAAAGGAGGGCUGUCGCUAGCGGGUUUCAGGCUGCACAUGGCUUGCCAGAUUGUUUGGGGUGUAUUGACUGCACACACAUAGCUAUUGUCACACCCCAUAACAAUGAUGCUAAUGACCCACCUAUAGGGUACAAAAACCGAAAAGGGAAUUAUUCUAUUAACACUCAAUUUGUUUUUAUUGUUUUAGGAAUUGAGAUGGAUAUUAAAAACAAUACGGCUCUAAUUGAAGCCCUGUUAUUAGAAGAGCUUCCGGACUGCGACGAAGCGUCUGAUGCAGGUGUGUCCGAUGAUGAAGUGGAAAAUGUUCAACUACCCUCGCCAAGAGGUUUCGAUGAAAUUUUUGAAAGAGCUAUAGAAGAUGUUUUGGCCGAAGUUCCGCCGUCGUCGCCGUCAAAUGAAGAUGUAUUGGAGUACCCAAUAAAUCAGGUACCCACAUCUUCAUUACCUGCACCUAGUGUUCAGCCUGAUCUACCAUCUGCAAAUAACUCUUCACACCGAACUAACCAGCGAUUACCCGAACCAAACCGUAAAUGGAAAAAGAGGGACCUAAGUACAUCUUUACCGGAAUACAUUGCGGAUACUGGAGUAGUAGAUGACUGGUUUGCUCACUGUACCACACCGACUGAUAUAUUUUUAGUAUUGAUUGAUGACAUUGUUGACAAUAUUGUAUACCAAAGUAACCUUUAUGCUACUCAGAAAAGCAAAGUAUUGAACCUAAAAAAAGAGGAACUCCUAACAUUUAUAGGUAUUAAUUUUUUUAUGGGUUACAAUACUCGUCCGGCGUGGAGAGACCACUACUCUUCGGCACCUGAUCUCAACAACGCGCUUAUUUGCAAGACUUUGCCUAGAGACAGGUUCGCUAUUAUUUUAUCUCAUCUGCAUUGCAAUGAUAGCUCCAAAAUGCCUUCAGGCUGCAAAGAUAAAUUAUAUAAAAUUAGACCAAUGAUUGAUGCACUCAAUAAAAAAUUUGAAAUGGUUUAUCAUGGUACUCGCGAACUGAGUGUAGAUGAGUCCAUGAUUAAAUUCAAAGGUAGGUCUGUCCUAAAACAGUAUCUACCUAUGAAGCCCAUAAAAAGGGGGUACAAACUGUGGUGUCUUGCUGACCAGAGGGGGUAUAUAAAGAAGUUUCAAAUUUACCAAGGGAAAGACGAAGAACUGAACACAAAAUUUACCGGCUAUGGAUUAGGAGAGAAAGUAGUUUUGGAGUUAACGGAACAAGAUUGGAGUAAGGGGAAGGUAGUUUACUUUGAUAAUUUUUUCACGUCUGUGGCUUUACUUGAGAAACUGAAAACUGAAAACACCUACGCAUGUGGAACUAUCCGAAGUAACAGAAAAGGACUGCCCGGAAAUAUGCUCGCUGAUUCUCAAUUGAAAAGGGGCGAUAGUGAUCAUCGAUUUUCAAAUUUAGACAUUGGAUAUUGGAAAUGGAAGGAUAAUAAAAUGGUUCAUUUAGUGUCUAAUUUUCACGGGAACGAAGAGGCAACUGUGUCACAUACAGCUGAUCGUUUGAGAGCCCUUUACUGUAUAGAUCGCAAAUCUCCGAAAUGGUGGCACAGAUUGUUUUGGGGUCUUCUGGACAUCGUAUUUGUCAAUGCAUAUGUCAUUCAUGGACUUAUAAUGGAACAGACUACCGUAAAAGAUUUUAGACGUUCUGUUACUCAAGGCUUGAUGACAAUGAAAGAUGCUAGUCAGAAAAGAAAGACUUCUACUGACAAUACUGCAAAAGGCGGCCCUUCCAAAAGACGCAAAUCUGACUACUCCACUAUAAAAGACGUACGCUUAGGUAACAGAGGCAUCCAUUGGCCUACGUUUGUAGAGAACAGGGGAAGGUGUGAGGCAUCAAUUGCCAACAAAGAUACAGAAAGUAGUUUCGAUGCAGAUAAUGCAUCAACUUCGUCAGAGGUUGCUGAAGUAGAAAUAAGUUCUGGCUUUAAGAGUUCUAAAUCUACUUCAAGAAAAAAACAAAAAUUAAAUCCUGCUGAUGAAAGAUUUGCAAACAUAUUAGAGCAGAGUUUAGCACAGAAAAAUGUGUCUCAUCCAAAAGAUGACGAUGAAGACAAGCUGUUUUGUUUGUCACUCGUUAAAGAGAUUUAA